AUGUCUUCUGAUACAGCAUACGCUUCACAAGAGCACGCGGAAGCCAUGCGUUUCUCUACUGGAGCCCUGGACAACAAGACACACGACAUCCAAAUGAUUGAGCAUGCAGAUAUGCAAGACUACAACAUGGAGAAUGACGACACAGCCGCAGACUUUUACGAAGAGCGAGAAGCCAAUUCAUCGAGCCUGGAUCUUGCGUAUCAUGCAUCGACCUUGUCAACGGAUGCCGAGUCGCUGUCUCGAGCCAUUGAGGCUGCAAGAGACCAGUUGGACAUUCCGGGUCUUGUGAAUUCAGAGCCUACAAAGCAUGACGCAUUGACGGUACUCUACCUGAGUGAAGCGUCCAAGAAGCUAGGCAAGACCAACAGUGCGUACUUUUAUCAGCAGCAAGCCAUGACCAUUGCAGAAAUCAUUGAGCUCAAGGCCAAGAAGCUGCAGCGGUCGCGGUACGGCAGCACGACGCCUACGGGAACGCUCAUUCCCGAUACGGAGCUGAGAAAUACGCUGGAUCGGUGGAAGAAAGAGGCAGAGAUGGAGCGACAACAGCAGCAGAAGCAGCUGAAUUGA
Messenger RNA from Protomyces lactucae-debilis, 567 nucleotides. RefSeq lists its product as uncharacterized. The transcript has a single exon. NCBI's taxonomy places the organism in Eukaryota, Fungi, Ascomycota, Taphrinomycetes, Taphrinales, Protomycetaceae. The record is from RefSeq and is a predicted model, not a curated record. Bases 1 to 567 code for a protein of 188 amino acids.